This is a messenger RNA of Corythoichthys intestinalis (scribbled pipefish), 9389 nucleotides long. RefSeq names its product SEC62 homolog, preprotein translocation factor (gene sec62). Gene Ontology annotation, cellular component: endoplasmic reticulum membrane; endoplasmic reticulum. The transcript is spliced from 8 exons. Bases 160 to 1368 code for a protein of 402 amino acids. Gene Ontology annotation, biological process: post-translational protein targeting to membrane, translocation. The record is from RefSeq and is a predicted model, not a curated record. NCBI's taxonomy places the organism in Eukaryota, Metazoa, Chordata, Actinopteri, Syngnathiformes, Syngnathidae.
UUUCAUUGUCAUCGUUAAAUCUACCUCCAUACACAACACGAAAUUCCAUCGACUGUAAGGUUUCCUGUUCAAACCGCCCCUAGCGUUCUCGUUCGACGUCUCGCGAUACACGGACGCGCGAUCUCCGUCGAGAGAAGCUGAGCUGAUCUGUGUAGGAUCAUGGCGGAGCGCAGGAGGCACAAGAAACGAAUCCAGGAGGUGAGCGAUCCCACCAAGGAGGAGAAGGCGGUGGCCAAGUACCUGCGCUUUAACUGCCCCACCAAGUCCACCAACAUGAUGGGCCAGAGAGUUGACUACUUCACCGCGUCCAAGGCUGUGGAUUGUAUGCUGGACUCCAAGUGGGCUAAGGCCAAGAAGGGCGAAGAGGCACUCUUUACCACCAGAGAAUCAGUGGUCGACUACUGCAACAGACUCCUGAAGAAGAAGUUCUUUGACCGAGCGCUCAAAGUAAUGAAGAAGAAGACUGAGAAGGAGAUCAAGAAGGACAAGGACAAGAAGGCCAAAGGUGACAGUGCUAAGGAGGAAGACAAAAAGGGGAAAAAGGAUAAAGACAAGAAGAAGGACGUGACGGAUGCUGGUGACUCCAAGAAAGACAAGAGCGACGAGAGCCCGAAGAAGAAGAAGGAGGUGAAGAAAAAGUUUAAACUGGAGUUGCACGAGGACCAAAUCUUCGUCGACGGAAAUGAGGUGUACGUUUGGAUUUAUGAUCCUGUCCCCUUCAAGACGUUCGCCAUGGGACUGAUCUUGGUGAUCGCUGUGAUCGCCGCCACGCUUUUCCCGCUGUGGCCUUCCGAGAUGCGCGUGGGCGUGUACUACUUGAGCGUGGCCGCUGGCGUCUUUGUGGCGACCAUUCUACUUCUCGCCAUAGCUCGCUGCAUCCUCUUCCUGUUCAUCUGGCUAGUGACGGCCGGGCGCCACCACUUCUGGUUCCUGCCCAACCUGACGGCCGACGUGGGCUUCCUGGACUCCUUCCGCCCGCUCUACACGCACGAGUACAAAGGCCCGCGAGAAGGAGGAAAAAGCGGCAGCAAGAAGGCCAAGGACGACAAGGGUGGAGCCAGCGGAGGAGGCGGCGUCGAGGCCCGUAAGUCAGACAGCGACGACAACAAGUCGGACAGCGAGAAGAAGGAAGAGGAGGAGGACGAGGAAGAAGAGGAUGACAAGGAGCGGAAAAGCGGCGAGGAGGAAGAGCGGCGCUCGGACACGGACAGCGAGCGCAAGGAGGAGGACGGAUCGCAGCACAGCAACGGCAACGACUUUGAGAUGAUCACCAGGGAGGAACUGGACCAGCACACGGAAGAAGACGAUGACGAGCGGAAGGAGAAAGAGGAGCCCAAAGAAACUCCGCUCGGCGAGGAGCAAUCAUGAACUCCUGACUGCCCGCCCCACCAUCAUCGCCAUUUCACCUUACAAGUACAACAUUAGGGGGGUUUCAAAGUUAGAAACUUUUCAUUGGAAUUGACAAAAAUCAAGGUUGGCUUUUAACCCUCUCACGACCAAUAUUUUCUUUUUUUCCCUUAAAUCACAGGGUUUUGCUUCACUUGACAGCAAUAGACAUACAAUCCAUGUACGGUAAUUUUCGGACUAUAAACCGCUAGUUUUUGCCUUCAUUUCGAAUCCUGCGGUUUAUAGUCCAGUGCGGCUUAUUUGUUGAUUUAUUUGGGUUAAUACACCAAAAGAUAUUAACCGGUAACACUUUAUUUGACAGCGACAUCAUAGGACAGUCAUAAGACCAAAAGAACCACCAUCAUUGCUUCAAGAAGCUUCAUUUGGCCAUCACCGCUCCCUUGGGGGAGACAGUCAACCUCUGCUGUCAACACUUGUUGUUGUCCAACAUGCCUCCUAGCAUGCAUAUCAGCGCUACAGUUGUAAAUAUCAAUCAAAAUUCAUGUUCAGUGCUAAUUAUUUCUUCAGUUACUGUUCCAGUUGUUUCAUUAAAUGCUAGUUAUUUAUUUGACACUGGUGCCAUUAAGACUAUCAUAAUUAUGACAUGACACUGCCAUGGGCAUUACUGAACGCUUAUGACAGAUGUCAUUAAGUGUCGUCCGGCAAAUUAUGUCACUAACUCUGUCCAGCUCUGAUGUUUUCCAUCCAUUGAAAAGUAAGAUAAUUUGCCAGAUAACACAAAAUGACAUCGGUCUUAAGCAUUCAUUAAUGCUCAUGGCAGUUUCAUGUCAUAAUUAUGAUAGUCUAUGGAACCACUGUCAAAUAGUGUUACCAAAUUCCAUAACUAGCAAUUAAUGAAACAACUGGAACAGUAAAUGAAAUAAUUGCACAGAACAUGAAUCUUGAUUGUUAUUUACAUCUGUAGUGCUGCAAUGCAUUCUAGGAGGCACGUUGGACAACAACAGUGUUGACAGUAGGUGGAAGCAGAGGUUGACUGUCUCCCACAAAGGAGCAGUGAUGGCCAAAUGAACCUUCUUGAAGCAAUGAAGCUUUGCAGCCAAUUGGUUCGAAGCUUCAUGGUGGUUCAUUUGGUCUUAUGACAGUCGUAUGAUGCCUCUGUCAAAUAUAGUGUAACAGGUUAAGAUCUUUUGGUGUAAAUAUCCCUUAAUAAAAUGAGGAUAGUUGCGGUUUAGCUAUGAGCAAAUUUCAUUUUUGUGUCAAAUUUAGUAGGCAGCGGCUUAUAGUCAGGUGCGCCUUAUAGUAUGAAAAUUACGGUAACUGGAUUGGAUUGGACAUCUACCACCACCAACCACGCCGACACAUUCACUGGCAUCAUUGCACAUGAAACGAUGGCAGUUUAUAUGUCGCGAUUGGCCGAGUGGGUUGUUAAAGGGUUAUUUGUGUUCACUUGAUCAUUGUUAAGAUACAUCUAUAUGAAGGGGGAAAAAUAUUUUGGUACUAUGAUGCCCUCGCAUGCGGGCAAGGAGAGCAAGCUAUUUUACAUUUCUGCUAUAUUGUGAUAAAACAAUGUACGUUUUCCACUUCAAUUCCCAUGGAAAGGUUCUAAUCUGGAGUACAGUAUUUCCAAAAUGAUCCCCCAGGAAAUUCUCCUAAAUACAUCAAGGUCCAACAGAAGUCUCUUGUCCCAUCAUCCUGGCAGACAUCCGACGCAACCCAGAGGGACCAAACUUUUUUUUUUCUUACUUAAAAAGGCGAGCGGCAAUCCGCCAAGGUGAACUUGAUUUUUUAUUUCUCCCUGCGUUGGUGGUAGUCCAAUUUCAAAAUAAAAGGUGCCAAACUAAGGCGUGACGGCGGCCGAUUACACAACAGUUUCAAGUCGUCCCAUAAACGAGAGUACAGGGUGGAAGUGUUAUAUUUAAAAUGUUUCAUUUGUAAUUUGCCAAGGAGGAGAAGGGGCACACUUAAAAGUUUUUUUUAAUGUUACAUGAAUAAAGUAUUUUUCCACUCGGAAAAGUACUAAUCGUAUAAGCAAAAGGGUUGUACAAUUAAAACUAGGAGAAUAAAAGUUGUCAUUUUACAAGUUGGGGUGUAAAUCACCGAUUUAAACGCAAAAUGUGAGAAAUUCUUUGGAAAAUACAAUUAGAGUAAAUUCAAUAGCAAUCUGAUUUGAUGUAAACAGAUUUCAAAAGUAAAAUACAAAAUUUUAUCAAAACAUAUUUUAAAGAUGUUUUUCGUUUCGAUCAAUUUAGGUGGAUCGUUGCUGAACCAGUCGAUGAACAGGUAGUCCCCGGGUUAUGAACAAGUUCCGUUCCUAUGCUGGCGAAGUAAACCGAAUUUACACGCAAAUUGGAAUUAAACCUUUAAUAAAUAUGAAGCAAUUGUCAGAGAAUCACAAAAUUUGAAAAAUAAGGUCUUAAUUAGGGUAGUUCCGAUCAUGUUUUUAUGCUCCCGAUCUGAUCCCGAUCGUUUUAGUUUGCGUAUCUGCCGAUCCCGAUAUUUCCCGAUCCGAUUGUUUUUUUUUGCUCCCGAUUCAAUUCCAAUCAUUCCCGAUAAUUUUUCUCGAUCAUAUACAUUUUGGCAAUGCAUUAAGAAAAAAAUGAAUAAAACUCGGACGAAUAUAUACGUUCAACAUACUGUACAUAAGUACUGUAUUUGUUUAUUAUGACAAUAAAUCCUCAAGAUGGCAUUUACAUUAUUAACAUUCUUUCUGUGAGCGCGAUCCACGGAUAGAAAGAUUUGUUAUUCUUAAAGGAUGAAUGUGACUUUGUAUAUUGUGACUAAAUAUUGCCAUCUAGUGUAUUUGUUGAGCUUUCAGUAAAUGAAACUGUAGCCAUUUAACUUCUGCCCAAAUGCAUGAUGGGAAGUGCAACCAUGACUGUGCGUCGUGGUACCAAUUGAUAUAUCUUCUCUGCGUUGGGAAAUAACAGGGUGUUAAGAAAAAGAUCAACUACUACCUUUUUUCCCCCACAUUGCUUCCCACGAUUAUUCUAAUCGUUGGGAGAGGGAAUGUAAGGCUUUAGCCAUUUAUAAAAAGUCUCCAAAGGCUGCCAAAAUUCACUGUAUUCAUUUUAUGCUGCCUUUUAGCUCUAUAUACUGUAUGGGUAAAAUGGAGCCAUUAUAGAUUCAACGCGACAAUGCGUGAGUGGGUCGUGCAGGGCAUGCGUUAAAUAUUGUAACGUGAUAAAUGUAAAAAAUAUUAAUUCUCGCCGUUAACGUGAUAAAUUUGAUAACCCUACCUUAAGCUUAAACUAAAGACUCUGGAAGAGUUACAGACAUUAUGUCUGUAACGUGAAAUACAAUUAGAAAACGAUUUAAUUAAAAAAUAUAUAUAUUAAAAAAAGGCAUGUCCGAUAUUUUUUUGCCGAUUCCGAUACUUUGAAAAUGACGUGAUCGAUCGAUCGGGACAUCUCUAGUCUUAAUGGAACCUCUUUUUUUCAAAUUUGUAAAAAAAAAAAGAGGGGGGGGGUGUAAUAAACGCUCUAAUGUCUAUAACCCUUGCUAAAUCUGUUUUUUCCUCAUAGAACCUGCAGAUGGCAUGAGUUGACUUGCAGCCAUUCAUUUUUUUUUUUUUUACAUAAAUUAUUUCAAACAUAUAAAUAUAAGAUAUUUCAAAAUUCUGAAUUGGUCUCAAAAUCAUGAAAUUCUAAGUGUAUCAAAUGUGAUACAUUUGGCAAGAAGGGGUUCACCUUUUAAGUACCCCCAAAAUCACUCCCGAAAAGUCCUAACAGUACUGUAUUUUGUGUUAUGAUGGAGGAUUCACUGCCCUCUGGUGGCAGCGUUGGGUCUGGCUGGACUGUCUUCUUGUAUGACUGAAGAGCAGACGCAGAUGUCUGACAUGGAUAAAUGAUAACUGCGCUCUGCUUUGACCCACAUAAGGCUGUAAGUUGUUUCAAUUUAAGUUUGUGUAUGCAUUUGUAAUUAAGUCUACAGCUAGACAUUGUGGAGUUACGUGUGAGCAAUUUGCUAUGAGAAUUGUAAAUACGUUAGCAUUCGUAGCAUUUAAGCUAGCGGACUUUUGUUAGGCAAAUUAGGCUAAUUUACUACAUUUACAUAUUUAUCAGACUAGAUGGACGUUUGAACACCUAUUGUUUUUUUUUUUUGUUUUUUUUACUAAAAUGCGUGUCGUUCUGAACAUAAAUGUACAUUUGUUUGUUAGCUUCACAAAUUGUCAAAAGUGAAGGAAGUAAUCUUCAAAAGCACAAUUUGCUGACUGUAAAGCUGAAUAACUUCACGUUUAGUGAGAAAAGGACACGUCAUAUUGACAAAGUAAAGUAAAAAAAUAAGAUACAGUGAGGUACAAUAAGGUACUGUUUAUAGUUAUACGACCAAAAAAAAAAAAAAAAAAAAAAACGAGACAAAAUGGCAGACGAGACGUCAUCGAAAUCGCUUAAAUCGAGUACGUCGUAACCCGGGAACUACCUGUACUGAUCGAAAUCUAUACAAAGUGAAGUAACGCAAGGUUGCCAGAAUAAAUAUGUAAAUGUGCAAUUUAUUAUAAAAUCAAGUAUUACCACUUCAUCAAAAAUUAUACAUCUUGGAUGACUUUUCCUAAUACUGUAUACUUUUUACGAAAUAUUUUUUCGAGGGGGGAUUACAUCUUUACAAAAAUAAUAGUUAUAGGCUACACAGAUUUAAAACAUCCUUAGAAUAAAAAUUACCAUAUAAUUACGAAGUAUCUUUUUGGAUUGAAUUACAAAAGACAAACUUUAUGAAUUUAGUCAUAAAAGUUCUAUUUUAACCUAAAUUUGAUUGUUUAAAUUUUGGAAGGGUUAAUACGUGUUAAUAAUGUUUUCAAAGCAACACUAGGUAACUUUUCAACCUUUAUAAAAUCAUAACAUUUGUGAUAUGUCGACUGACAAUUUGUUGAAUAGAACUUUAUUGUCAUUGUCAGCAAGAACGUUGUUAACGAAAUUUGACGUGGCACUUCAGUAUAAAAAUAUGUCUUAAAAAAAAUAGAAUAACAGGAAAAUAGAUAAUCUAGGGCUAUAAGUGAGUAAUUAUAGCUUGCUUGAACGGAAUACUGUAUGUGCAACACAGAAAUAGUGCAAUACAGUCCUGAAGUUAGCAGCGUCAUUUGUGCAAAACGAAUAAAAUAUGAAUAAAAAUUUUCUAUAAAUAAAAAAGAUGACCAAGUAAUGUUCACCAGCACUAAUUAACUUUGUGGAGGGUGACAAAAAAAAAACUACAAAUGUACUGCUUUUCGGCAUAUGUCACUUCCCUCUUUCCCCAUUCAUUAUGAAUACGGGAGUCGAUGCUAACGGUUUUGUGCGAAUUCUGCAAAGAUGGCAGGGCAACAAAAGAGAAAAAAAGUUUUGUCCGAGGAAGGAAAAAAGGGAGGCUCAAGAAUAAACAUUGGCCCGGCUUUCACUCGCUUAAGCUACACAAUUGCUAACCGUCAUAUGCUAUUGUUUAGCCACAACUGAAAUCAUUGCCUUAUUACUACUCAUCCUUCACACGGUCGCUGGAAACAAAUGUCAUUUAAUCCAUCUGCUGCCAACCGGGAGAUUGAUAUUUGAAUAAUUGAUGGUUUUACGACACUGUGCGGGUGUGCGCUGGGCCUCAUGGGAAACGCAUCCUUAAGGCAAAACACUACCGCUGUUGUCCACCGGUGUCGCUAAAAUCAAAACCGUCAUGGGAAAAGUCCAAUCUUUUUUUUUUACCAUCAUUUUGUAUAGGCUUUUGUUUUCCUCUAGGAAAAACGAAUCACAAAUUUUUGUUAAAAUUUUGUCUGCCCAAAAAAUGGAGUUAUGUUGUCACUAAGUGUGCCCCUUCUGCUCCUUGGUAAUAGUUGGAUCUACGAGCUGUAAUUUUGCAGUCUAUAUAACUGCUUCUUUAAGUCUUCUCUAUUUUAGGAGUUGUUAAAUAUGUAUUCAUCUUAUUUCCUGCUUUGCAGUCCUGUUUAGUUUUUAUUUGACUUGACGUCAAAAUAAUAUACCCAUCAACUACAUUUUCUUCCAACGCCCUUUAAUUUAUUCCAUUCACUUUUUUUUAACCUGUUGCGUCUCGCUCUCCACUUGCGCUUGUACAUUGUAGUAUAUUAUAAAGACAUAAAAAUGACCAUCGCACAGCAGGCGGAAAGUGUAGACGUCAAUGUUCUCUCGUAGUUGUUCAUGUUCAAUUCUCAUGCAAUAUUGGAGUAUAAUUUAAUAAUAAAAAAGAAUGGAUGUCUGGAAAUAUCUUAUUACAAUAAACAUAUGAAAGGCACCAUGACGUGUUUUAGCUUUAUUUAUUUUUUGUUUAAAGCAAUAUAAACAUUUUUGAAUUGGCAGUGAAUGAUCACGUUUUCAUUGCAACCAAUUUAUGUAACAUGGGUUCAACAUUGUGCACAAGCUCAAAGCAUGGCGUUGAUGCUUUAACAGCUUCUUAGUUUAAAGUGCUUUGCCGCCCCCUUGUGGCAUCGACACAAAUGCAAACUUCAGGCAUUCAUUUUUCUAGUGUGAAAUAUGAACGCGCCACGGCUCAGUCAAGGCUACGCUUUUGAAAUAUAACAAUAAAUAACUCAAAACAUUUGUACAAAUAUAUACAUGAUGUUUUUCAUGAAUCAACGUAAUGUGGAAUGUAAAAAGGGACACCGCUGGGGACGUCACGGGCACGGUGUUUGUUUGGCUCAGGAGCUGCGGUAAAGGGGAGCGGGCGUACGGCAAGAGCGGGUUCAGUUCUCCGUGUCGGACGCGUCGGCCAGGCGCGUCUGGCGCUUGCGCACGUUCCAGUGCAGACACUGAGCAAGGCUCUCGAACCAGUCGUACACCAAGUCGUGGCAGCAGAUGGACGGCACGGGGAAGCAUGAUGUCGUGAUUUUGAUGCUGAGGAAAGGCGGGAAAGCGAGGGUUACAAAUGAGUGGAAAUAUUGGAAAAAAAUAUAUGUCCAUAGACUUCUGUCAUGCCUUUUUGUUAAAAAGACUAAAGUAAUUCAUAAGUUAAUAAGUUAGUUAAAAUUCUGUAAGUUAGUUCAAAUGUAAAUAUUGUAGUCCAAAGAGUUCAUCUAAAAAUGAUAGCGAGUGAGACCUCGCCUUUUCCAGCAAACGUGCAUUUAUGUUCAAAGCAAGAGCAUCUGUCGCAAUUAGCGAUCUUUGUCGCCAGCCUUUUUUCCUCCUUCCAAGCAUGUUUCUCAGCGCCUGCGAGGCUUAAAACAUCGACGAACUUGCUCUGCCGGCUAAGCCUUGGCUAACCUUCGUCUUUGUGAGUUUUUAGUUGGUUUGUAUGUUGAGUUUGAAGGAAAAAUGUGUGUUUUGUUUAUGGCGAACUUUUUCGUUAUUCAUUGAUAUGACUGGACAUUGUGUUUGUGCUAAGCUACUCACACGUGCAAGAUAUUAAUGUAUAACAUUUUGAAUGUAUUAUUAAUUUAUAUUUCGUAUUGUAUUUCAGUUACCGCAUCACAACAACAACACACGUUAUACACACAAAUUGAGACCUCCAUAAAAUCAAGAAAAGUACGCCUUGUCUCUGGAGAGUUUCAUUUUUUGGUUCGCUGGCUGUAUAGCAACACACGUGACGUGUUGUGAGGACAGCACAACUUCACUAUCAGUUGACGAGACAGCUUCUACAGACAUUGAAUCAUGGCUUCCCUUAGUGGGCCGGGCCAGGCAAAAUGUCGCGGCAGCUUUCACUGCGAUAAACUCAUUCUAACGCCAGAUUUAGGUGGAAACAGGACGAAAGUUUUCGUGCAUACAAGUUGGCAGGAGUGUCUCGAGUGAUUUGGUAGAGGAUUCAAGGUAAUUAUUCACUCAUUUGCUCCCAGAAACGUAUAAAUACGUUUUAUUUUUAAAUGCUUCAUUGUCCCAAAAACGUAUUGAUUAGGGUUGUUCCGAUCAUGUUUUUUUGAUCCCGAUAUUUCCCGAUCCGAUUGCUUUUUUUUUUUGCUCCCGAUUCAAUUCCGAUCGUUCCCAAUAAUUUUUCCCGAUCAUAUACAUUUUGGCAAUGCAUUAAGAAAAAAAUGAAUAAAACUCGGACGAAUAUAUACAUUCAACAUACAGUACAUAAGUACUGUAUUUGUUUAUUAUGACAAUAAAUCCUCAAGAUGGCAUUUACAUUAUUAACAUUCU